This is a messenger RNA of Podospora anserina S mat+, 1482 nucleotides long. RefSeq lists its product as uncharacterized. NCBI's taxonomy places the organism in Eukaryota, Fungi, Ascomycota, Sordariomycetes, Sordariales, Podosporaceae. The coding region runs from base 1 to 1482 and encodes 493 amino acids. The record is from RefSeq and is a predicted model, not a curated record. The transcript has 2 exons.
AUGCCCUGGGGCGCAGAGAUUGACGCGUCCGAAUCCGUCUCUGAUUCGAACGACGAAGGGGGUGGUCUGGAUCAUUCGGAUGAGGGGGAGGAUCACCAAGACAAUAAUAAUACCCAGCAUUUGGCCAAACGGAGACGUGUGGGAGAAAAUCAUCUUCAUCCAUCCAUGGAGGGGAAUGGGAAUGUAGCUCCUGUUGCUGGGAUGGGAGGAGGGGGGGUUGUUGAUCCGAGUUUGGGUGGUGGUGGUGGAGGUGGAGGUGGAGGAGGAGGAGGGAAUGAUGGAAGGGUGCCUCAUUUCAAGCCUGGGUUACCUGAUCCUGACGAUAAGGGGGAGAAUGACUGUUUUUUUGAGGAUUGCCAGACCAGGGCGGGGGGGAAUCAAUAUUUUAUCAAGCACCUGAUGGACAAGCACGGCCUUAUCAGGGGUGACCAAGGGCGUCAAGAAGGCGGACGAAGGAAGGCGCCCAAAUAUCUGGCCGUAUGCCCUACCAACUGGCCGUUUAAUUACGGCACCAGCUCGUCAUGUGGGCCUUGUUCCGAUAUCACCACACUGCUCAACGUUGUGGGAGAGCACAACCACGAGUCGCCCGCCAUCUGCUCCUUCUGUUGGACUUAUUUUGGAGAUAGGGCAGGGCUUGCCGCGCACAUCAACCAGGGCCCUUGUCGGAGUAACGAGGGAUUUAGCAGAAAGCUGACUCUGAUCAGGCACAUGUUUGCUACCGCCCUGAGAAUACCGGACGGCCCUGAGUUGGCGAAGCAGUCGGAAGGACAGAGGAGGGCCCAUGCAGAAGCGGAGAGGGCGGCGAGGGCGGAGAAAUACGCCGCGGAACAGUUGGCGGAGCAGGAGUGGAGGAAUCAGCAGCAGGCGCAGAGGAGGCAAAGGCAGCAGAGGGGAGGGUCGCCUCCGAUGGUGGCUGCUCCGGCGCCGGCGGUGCAGGCGGUUGUGGUGGGGAACAACAGGAGGAGGACUACUGGGGCGGUUGCAAAUGGUGCUCUACAGGGACAGCAGCAGCAGCAAGUGGUCCAACAGCCGGGCUUUCAUGGGAGUCCCAUGGGUCAGCAGUUUGCUAUCUCGGCGGGUGGGGGAAUUGAUGGGUUGCCUGGGUUAGCUCAACAAGCCGCCGGAGUCUCACCGGGCGCGGCGCCGGACUAUGUGGUGCCUGCGGCCACGGCGGAGGCGAUGGCGAGGAGUAUCGAACGGCUUUCUGGUAUCAUAGGGGACCUCACGGCGACGAACUCGCAACUAUUGCAGGAAUUGCGGUCACGGGACCAGCACAUAUCCAACCGGGACAUACAAAUUCGGAGCAGGGAGGAACGGAUCAACGCGUUGUCGGCUGAAAACAAGAAGCUCUCGGCUGAGGUGGCAAGGCUCACGGCCAUCGCAAGCGGACAGUUGGGUAUUGAUGGCGCCGGUGGUGUGGUUAUGGGCGGCGACAGUGGUUUGGACCAGGGCGAGCCGAUGGAGGACGCCGAGGAGGUUUAA